Messenger RNA from Hydra vulgaris (swiftwater hydra), 751 nucleotides. RefSeq lists its product as uncharacterized. Gene Ontology annotation, molecular function: DNA-binding transcription factor activity. The record is from RefSeq and is a predicted model, not a curated record. Lineage: Eukaryota; Metazoa; Cnidaria; Hydrozoa; Anthoathecata; Hydridae.
UUAUUAACUUUGUGUCAACAUGUUCGGCGUUUUUACCUGCAGUGUAACUGUGGGUAAAAACGCCAAACAUGUUGACAAAAGCUGUUAUUUGUACGGAUUUUAAGGAGUAACUUGUGUUUGUGCAAUAACUUGAACAAUAAUUCCUUCAGAUAUUCGCGAAAAACACAAAACUGAGGUAUCUUGUUGCAAAGAUUUUAUGUAUCAUUUGUUUUGCGAAUUUGUGUUCUAGUACAAAAUUCGAAGAUAUCAGAGAGGUCUGUAUGGUGCCAAAAGAGUGCAUCUAAACUUUUGAGGGAGAAAAUAAAAACUUCUGCAUUAAAUGAAAUUAAUCAUAUGCGAACAAUUGUAGUUGCUAUCGACAAUUUAUCAUGUCAUGAUAAUCAUCUUGUAGGAUCGGCUGAAUUGAUUUCUCAAAAAAUUGAUCCUGAAAUUUCUAAAAAAAUUGAAGAAUAUGUAAUGGAGGGAAUAUUCAAUGUAAGAGACAUGAAAAGGCUCCUUCGAAUUGCUGUAAAGGGUAUAUUUGAAAAAGAAAAUCCUCCUCCACCAAAUAAUAGAAGGUUUUUCCCCCGUGUUACAACUAUAAGAUCACAUAUAGUCAAAAUUAAACAAAAGCUAAGAUUGUCGAGUCCUCGUAUGUGAUUUUCAUAGAGAGCAGGCAUGAAAUCGCUGGUUGUCAAAGACUACAAAUGGAUGCUCUGAUUUUAAAGGAAGUAUAAUUUCAUUGCUGCGUUGUGUUGCUAGAGCACAAACU